UUCAUAUAUGUGGUUUAUCCUGCACUUGUAUUGGCUUAUAUGGGACAAGCGUCUUUUAUUUCACAACAUCACAACUUCGAGAGCAGUUAUCAUAUUGGAUUUUAUGUGUCAGUACCAGAAACACUCAGAUGGCCUGUUCUGGUGAUUGCUAUAUUGGCAGCUGUAGUUGGGAGUCAGUCAAUUAUUACUGGAACCUUUUCAAUCAUCAAGCAGUGCUCUUCAUUAAGUUGUUUCCCUGGAGUGAAGAUUGUGCACACAUCCUCGACAGUGCAUGGUCAGAUAUACAUACCAGAAAUCAAUUGGAUGCUGAUGAUACUCUGCCUGGCUGUUACUAUUGGCUUCAGAGACACAAAGCACUUGGCAAAUGCACAAGGGUUGGCAGUAAUCACUGUCAUGCUUGUUACCACUUGCUUAAUGUCACUCGUUAUUGUGCUUUGCUGGAACAAGAGUGCCCUUGGUUUCCUGCUUUUCUUUGGCGCGAUCGAAGUAAUCUACUUCUCAGCUUCCCUUGUCAAGUUUCAUGAAGGUGCUUGGGUUCCCAUUACUCUCUCCUUCAUAUUUAUGGUGGUCAUGUGUGUCUGGCACUAUGGCACGAUAAAGAAGUACGAGUUCGAUGUGCAAAACAAGGUUUCAGUAAACUGGCUCUUAAACCUUGGUCCUUCGCUGGGCAUUGUUCGUGUUCGAGGCAUUAGGCUAAUACAUACAGAACUGAUGUCUGGAAUCCCAGCUAUCUUCUACCACUUCGUCACCAAUCUUCCUGCGUUUCACCAGGUACCUUAUCACUUCAGAGCUCAUAAACAUACUCAAGCAACAGUUUUUCUGAAUGCACUUCCCAGAUAUCUGGAUAAACAGCAUCAGUGCAUGGGGGCAGUUUAUGGAUGCAACUUUUAG
Messenger RNA from Zea mays, 891 nucleotides. Its product is annotated as potassium transporter 25. The record is from RefSeq and is a predicted model, not a curated record. NCBI's taxonomy places the organism in Eukaryota, Viridiplantae, Streptophyta, Magnoliopsida, Poales, Poaceae. Gene Ontology annotation, biological process: potassium ion transmembrane transport. Gene Ontology annotation, cellular component: membrane. Gene Ontology annotation, molecular function: potassium ion transmembrane transporter activity. The transcript is spliced from 3 exons. The coding region runs from base 40 to 891 and encodes 283 amino acids.